Molecule: messenger RNA, 1337 nt
Organism: Cryphonectria parasitica EP155
Lineage: Eukaryota; Fungi; Ascomycota; Sordariomycetes; Diaporthales; Cryphonectriaceae
Exons: 1
Coding region: 25-783 (252 amino acids)
Biological process (GO): protein phosphorylation; intracellular signal transduction
Cellular component (GO): cell cortex
Molecular function (GO): ATP binding; protein serine/threonine kinase activity
Source: RefSeq, a predicted model, not a curated record
CAUCACCCGUCUCUGGUAGAUCUGAUGGCCUGGAACAUCGAGCCGACGCGCGCCAUCCUGGUCCUCACAUUCUGCCCAGGCGGUGAUCUCUUCGACGUGGCUACCGCACACUCCAACUUGCUUGUGCCCUCACUACUCCGCAGGGUCUUUGCGGAGCUUGUUGGUGCAGUGCAGUACCUUCACGAACGCCACAUCGUGCAUCGAGAUAUCAAGCUGGAGAAUGUUCUCGUCAACCUCACCCCCCAGGAGCUUGCAGACCGCAGCAUCGAUUGGCAGACAUAUCCUUACAGCGUGACGACCUUGACGGACCUUGGUCUGUCCCGCCGCGUCGCCGACGACGAGAAGUUGACAACCCGUUGCGGCAGCGAGGACUACGCGGCGCCUGAGCUGAUCAUGGGUCUGGAGUACAAUGGCCAUGCCACGGACGCCUGGUCUGUCGGCGUGUUACUCUACGCCCUGCUUGAGAGCAGGUUACCCUUUGACCCACCCCCAGGGAUGAGCGAUGCGCUCCGCAUGCGAAGCCGAACGAGUCACCGGAUCGCACGUGUGGAGUGGCAAUGGGUCAAGUUCGCCGGAGAUGACGGAGAUCACGAGGGCGAUGCCAAGAAGUUUGAGGCUGCAGGCAUGCUUGGUGCGAUGGAGGUCACAGAAGGUCUGCUCAAACGGGCCAGAAGCCGAUGGCCCCUCGAGAAAGUCGCAGGAACUGAGUGGGUCAAGGGUGGCAUCGCCGUCGAGGGAGGUUUGAAGUUCCGUGAGGCGGACGAGGGACAGGAGGUUAUAUGACAGGACGCAGAGGAAGAGCAACCAUGUUUUCGAUUAGAGAGAAGCUCUGUGUUCUGGACAGGCUUGGGUUCCAAGGUUGGAAUGCCCAUCGCCAAGGGCUGACGGCGUAAUGCUUAGACGGGAGGCCUGGGGUUUUUUUUUUCUGAUUCAGACACAAUCCACGCGAAAUCGAAAUCCAACGACAGCAUGAAGAAUCGGGUCGGACAGACAAGGAGCAAGGUUUAAAAGGGACGGCCGGCGUCUGGCAGCGAGGAUGAUUGGGGCACUGCCUUCACCACUUUCGUUCCCACAAAGACACAUUUGUUUAGAUUGAUGUUUUUAUCUCUCUUUGAACUAGAGGACCGAAGACAAUAUUCGGAAUAAGGCCAGCUCUACACUCAGACGAGAUUUUCAAUAAAUGGCCCGACUCUACGUUCUUUUUGCAUUCACAGCCUCUGUUUUUGUGGAGUGUGCUGAGGCUGGAGAUAGGUGUUCUGUUUGAAGGGAGACAAGAAUCUUGUCAUUUGGGUGUGUGGGUGCAGCGGUGGCGUUCAAAAUUGACGUAAUCGAGUCCC